UUGUUAUAUUUUGUAUCGGUAGGUAUUUAGAUGUUCCAUUCUGGUCACUACGUCAUACAUCAAAAUCGAUGAUGGCAUGUUCCAGUGCGGAGACAGAACCCGUAAAGAAAAAACGUAAAACUGGGCGAGAUGACAGUGAUAUAUUUGAUGAAUUCCAUAGUAAAUUCUUAACAGAAAAUCCCUCUUUUGUAGACGCCGUUAAUAAGUUCAAGCAAGAAAUCACAGCACUUGGAGCCUAUGAAAUAGGAUCAUGCAACGCUGCUGACCCGGACAAUGGUUACUGCUUCACAAAGGCAGACUGUACUCUAAAGCCCACUCAAAGGAAAUUUGCUUUUGGCAAUCUUUUUAUUGAAGCAUUUAAAAUGUUGAAGAAUUUUAUCACAAAGAAAGAAAUUCCAACAGACAGUCAAACGAAAAUGACACUGGAGCUCCUUGUCAAGUUCUUGCUAAAUGAAGAAAUCCAAGAAGGAUUGUCACGUACAAAGGAAUGUGAUGAUGAAACUGAAUUAACAGUACUGCUGGCCUUCCAUUUAUUUUCUCAGCUUUCAACAUCACCCUACUUCACAAUUGAUAAUAGAAAGGCCAACCAGAUCAAAGUAUGCCCAUGUGGAAAGAGACAUGGACAAAUUGUAUAUGGUGAUACAAGCAUAGGUAAUCUAAAUGUUUGGCAUGGCUAUUUGGAUUUGAUCAUGGAAGGUGCAGAGGUCAUAAUUACUAUUGAUGGAGAACAAGAAACUUACAAAGAUGUAGAGUCAGCUGUAGAAGUUAAGCAGAGGCAUUUUGAAAUGAAUGACAAUUCUGCUGGAAGUAGUUUGGUACAGGUAGCAGCAAAAACAAUAGUUUAUUCCUUUUACUACAGGCAGGUACAUCCUGAUCAUAGCAAUACUCUUAUACCUUGUAUUGGUGUUUCACAUUUAGGAUUGAUUUUUUAUUUUUAUGAUUCUGUAAAUGAUGUACUUCUUGGGAGUACACAUUUUCCGUUGGCUGCAUCCUCUCCAUUUCAAUUAAGUUUUACAGCAGUCAUUGGUGUUUGGUUAAUAUUGAAUCACAAACAUCUCUGUAAUGGCCUUUCGCUGAUUGAUCUUAAGGAAGUACCAAAAGCACGCUUUACAGAUGUUGCAAAAAGCAAAAUUGAUAUCUACAAAAAAGAAUUGAAAAGAGGCCAGGUUGGAACAAGCUUGAAACGUUUUAAUGUGUUAAGUCUUGACCCACUUACAUUUGUUAAUUCAAAAUUCUUUUUGUCUCCUGAGCUAGAAGACCUCUGAUGAUGCAUUUGAAAAGGGGUGGAAAUCAAAUUUUAUAAAUUUAUUUCAAUGCUUGGAAAAUUGUAUCAUUAUUAUGGAAGAAAACAAAUGAAUUUACAGCAAAUUAUAUAUAAAAACAAAAUUUUUUGACUAGCCAAACUUUUAUUAUAUAUUAUCUGCAAAUAGAAUAGUUAUUGUAAAACUAAAUAAUUUUUAUUGUCCCUGUGACAUGUCACGUUUGGACAUAGAAAUGCCAGUCAUCUGUCCAAUUGAUAUAUAUAACUUGAUAUAAUAUAGUACAUGUAGUAUAAAGUAGAUCAUUAUAUUUUUUUAAUUCGUUAAAUUUUUCAACUUGUGUUACAUGUAUAUAUUUUAUCUUAUAAUUUCUGAAUGAGGAUCUGUUAAAUGCAAAUAUAAAUAUAUAAUCUAGAGAUGUAUGUAUAUUGAUAUAUAUUUAUCCUUGUUUUAACUAUAACAUGUACACAACUGGUCAGUAUUGUGAUAAAUUAUUUGCUGUUAAAGGAAAGGAGGUAUAAUAAGACCACUUUUUGGGCCCCUAAAUUUGAAAAAUCAAAAGUAUCACAAAUGAAUCUAAAAUCAUUCUUUAAAUGUUGCUAAGACAUUGAUCUGUCACAAACCAAAUGACAACAUUUCUUUAUUUUGUUGUGUCCAUGUGCAUUUAUACAGCUCCAAAGUUAAGGGUGAAACGAUUCACCGUAUGUAUCGAAAUCGCGAUAUUUUCAAGGACGAUUCGGUUCACGGUACAAGGAGGCCCCUUAGGAUAUAAACGAUAUGGUAAGAAAAAUAUUUGGAGAAAGAUAGAAAUAGUAUUAAAAUCGAGUUUUCUUCUUUUGCUGGCAAUUAAUUAAAAAUAUUUUCAAUCUCUUGAAUCGUUUUAUUUACGCUUUUAAAAUUGUUCCGUCAAAUUUCCACAUGAACGUAAGCGACCUCAUAAACGUAAACAACAUGGAGCGCCUAUGAUAUUAGAUUAUUUAGAUCUAGGGUUUUUUU
This is a messenger RNA of Mytilus trossulus (common blue mussel), 2255 nucleotides long. RefSeq lists its product as uncharacterized. The record is from RefSeq and is a predicted model, not a curated record. The transcript is spliced from 3 exons. The coding region runs from base 69 to 1265 and encodes 398 amino acids. NCBI's taxonomy places the organism in Eukaryota, Metazoa, Mollusca, Bivalvia, Mytilida, Mytilidae.